Molecule: messenger RNA, 1189 nt
Organism: Camponotus floridanus (Florida carpenter ant)
Lineage: Eukaryota; Metazoa; Arthropoda; Insecta; Hymenoptera; Formicidae
Product: ribosomal L1 domain-containing protein CG13096
Exons: 3
Coding region: 45-1166 (373 amino acids)
Source: RefSeq, a predicted model, not a curated record
AUAGUUCCCAUUUCCGGCUGCGGCAGAAAAAUGGCGGGUUCAGGAUGAAGCCAGCACGUGGAAAGCCGUGUGAUGGAGAGGAGGGAAAGAAAGAUAGCGGAAAAAGGAAAGUACAGUGUGCUGAUCUUAAAAGAGAUAUCAAAAUUAAAAAAAUGAAACAAAAAAAUUCGGAUUCGCAAAUUUCGCGAAAGCGAAAGCGAACAAAUUCGGAAACAGAGGAGACACCAUCUAAGGACUUCGACCUGAAAGAGUUAUCGAAGAAACACAUUUUACAAUGCAUUUCUGCGAUUUUCCAUUUAACUCAGGAACAGUUGAAAGAAAAAAAGGAUGUCCUAGCCACGGAGGUGCAGCCGAUAUUUGUGCAAGUGACUUGUGUCAAGGUUCCACAAGUACCUCGCAGACAAAUGAGAAUCUUGCUACCAUAUUCUAUAAUAGCACCAGAUGAUGAAAUUGCUUUAUUUGUUUGCGAUUUGCAAAGAGGAAAAAGAAGGGAUUAUGAACCGACAUUGGAACAUUACAGAAAUCUAUUAGAAGAACAUGGAUGUACUCGUGUGAAUGAUAUAAUACCUAUGAAUCGUGUGAAAACUGAAUUUGAUCAAUUCGAAUUGAGAAAAAAGCUCAUAAGCAGUUAUGAUCAUUUUCUUGUCGAUGGUCGCAUUGCUGGGCAUAUGUCACAUCUGUUAGGAAAGCAUUUCAUGAAGAGACGAAAAUUGCCAACAUCUAUCAGAAUGGACAGCAAAGAUUUGAAGCAUGAAAUCGAUUAUGCAUUGAGAAAAACUUGCAUGCAUGUUCAUUCUAAUGGUGAUACUCACUUGGUCCAGAUAGGAAAUACGUCUAUGAAUAAAAAACAAAUCUUGAAAAAUAUACUAGCCACUUGUAAGAAUCUGUCUAAAAAUUAUCCUGGUGGUUGGGCGAACAUACGAGCUCUACGAUUGAAAAGUACAACUACUCUAGCAUUGCCUUUUUAUGUGACAUUAAAAAGUAAAAAUACGAUUGAUCCACUUACAAUUGCGGCAUCACCUAAGAGACCAAAAGCUUAUCAUGAUGUGGAGGGAGAAUUAUCGACGUUCGUGCGUGCCACAGUCACUGUUAAGCCCGAUGGCGAAGUCAUUCUCAACAAACAAAAAAACUUACAAAACAGGAAGAAUGCAAAGAAAGACAAAUAAAUUAAUUUUGUUAAGAUAAUAUA